Messenger RNA from Diachasmimorpha longicaudata, 3823 nucleotides. It is a transcript of the gene Orai, whose product is annotated as calcium release-activated calcium channel protein 1. Gene Ontology annotation, molecular function: store-operated calcium channel activity. Gene Ontology annotation, biological process: store-operated calcium entry. The transcript is spliced from 5 exons. The coding region runs from base 413 to 1216 and encodes 267 amino acids. The record is from RefSeq and is a predicted model, not a curated record. Gene Ontology annotation, cellular component: membrane. NCBI's taxonomy places the organism in Eukaryota, Metazoa, Arthropoda, Insecta, Hymenoptera, Braconidae.
UUUUUAGUGCUAGUCGUUGGUUUUGAAGGCUUCAAGGUUUUAUAGGAUUUUUUAAAAAUCUUUGGUGCAUCGUGAGAGCAUCAGAAGGUUUUGUGGGCAAUUCAAAGAGCUGAGAAAUGUUCUAGUGGAAACACAAAAUCAAGGAGAUUGACAAGUGUUGUGACUGAUUGGGUUCAUAACCUGUGUUUUGAGAGAAGUGAAAGCUGGAGGGUUGACAUUUCUGAAAAUUGAGACUGUGCCUUGAGGGUGAUUUUGACCCCACGAUGGGAGAUGAGUCUUGAGUGUUUUUGGAGGAUUCUUGUGGUUAACGAUUGUCACUAUUGUUUCUGGGUGAAGAAACCACGAAGAGAAACUAUUUUCGUCCACAAUUGACGUCAUUUAGUGGAUUUUAGGGGCCCCAAAAAAGAGCCUAAUGUCUGUAUGGUCGACGAGCACCGGGCGCAACUCAGUCUUUGGUGCUGAGAUUGGAAAUCCAAGCAAUUUAAAUCAACAACAAUUACCGAAUCAUUCGCAUUUGCAUACAACCGAGGGACAUUGUUUCCAUAAUCGUUUUCACAAUUGCCAGGCAAAGAUGUCGCAGUCUGGUGAUGGCCUCCACACACCGGGUUAUCUUUCCUGGAGGAAACUUCAGCUCAGCAGAGCGAAACUCAAAGCGUCCAGCAAAACUUCGGCUUUGUUGUCAGGUUUUGCAAUGGUGGCAAUGGUAGAGGUCCAACUGAACCCCGAGUCAAACGUACCCAACUCGAUGUUGAUAACUUUCGCAGUGUGCACAACUCUCCUGGUCGCGGUUCACAUGCUGGCCCUCAUGAUCUCCACCUGCAUUCUUCCAAACAUCGAAGCGGUCUGCAAUCUCCACAGCAUCAGUCUCGUCCAUGAGUCCCCCCAUGAACGUCUCCACUGGUACAUCGAGAUCGCCUGGGCGUUCUCCACUCUCCUUGGGCUCAUUCUCUUCCUCCUUGAAAUCGCUAUUCUCUGUUGGGUGAAAUUCUACGACUUCUCCCAGACGGCUGCAUGGUCCGCCUGCAUUGUCCUCAUUCCUGUACUCAUCAUUUUCCUCGCCUUUGCCAUUCAUUUCUAUCGCAGUCUUGCAGCACAUAAAUACGAAGUCACGGUCUCUGGUAUCCGGGAGUUGGAACUUCUGAAGGAACAAAUUGAAUCCACCGAUGUCGAGGGGAGAAACGGCAGUAGUUUGUUAGCAAAUUCUCAUAUUGUGUAGAACUGCUCAUUUCCAGUUUUUACAGACAUUUUUCCUCCAAUUUCAGAUCUUUUGGUCAGUUCAGAAUUUUGGGGGGUUUUUUUUUGAGAAUGGGAUCAAAGAGGAGGUCAUUAGGGAGUUGGAAGAUUUUCAACUUUCAAAGUUCUUUAGAAUGAAACGGAAUUCGACUGGAAGAGAAAUAGCUCAGUAAAAAUUACGCGGAAGUUCCGUAAUUUCCCAGUGAAAACGAAGGUACGAUAAAAAUUACGAAGGGUUCCGUUAAAGGUACGAAACAUACCGUAAAAAUUAAGAAAUUGCUCCGUACUUUUUACUGAAUAUUACUUUUCGGGGUUUUUACAAAUUUCUACGAUCGAAUUUCCUACUAUAAUCAUUAGUUUUUAUUUUUGAAAUUUUUCCAUUGGCGCACCAAUGCAAUGAUUGAGUCGAUCAUAAAUCAAUUUCAUAGAUCAAAUUUGAUCUCUAAUGGGAGAAAAUUGUUUGAUUGUUAUAGUUUGCGUCAAUAAAGGGAUUUUUUUUCUCCUCAUGGGGACGAGAAUUUCAAGAUUUCUCAAGAGAUGGGGAUGACGAGAUUUUGGAAGGAAGAGAAGGGUUUUCUAACUCUACAAGUUUUUCAAAUCUGGGGGGGGGGGGGGUAUUUUUAGAGAGGAAAACAUUCAGGAUUAUAUUUGAAAUUACGGUUUAAAUAUUUUUGAGGGCGUGAAAAUUUCAAAAUUGGUCUGAGGAGAGAUUUCCCAAAUGACGUCUUAAAAAUUUGUGAUUUGUCAGUAAAUGAAAAUUUGUUGACCUCAGCAUUAGAUCAUUUUUGGAAGCAGGGGAACCAGAGAAUUAUAGUAGAAUUAUUAUAAUAGGGGAGGUGAGAAACUUGGGGUUUGUUUGGUCAUUUCGAAAUGGGGAUGGGGGAUUUCUGAGGGAUCGAGGCUCAACGAGACCUUUAUUGGUGAUAGUUUGAAAUUUACAAGGAAUAGGGGUAUGAAAAUUUGGAAAUUUCGUUAGGCAGCAAUAUUUUUGUUGGGCGUUGGAACUCUUCUAAAAAAAUAAUUAGGGGUAUGAAAAUUUGGGACUCCUUCAAGGGAAGUUGGAAGGUUUGUGACUGAAAAAAGUGAAAUAAUUAGUUGGAACCAAAAAGUUAGCGGUAAUGGAAUAGUAUAGAUAUGAUGAGAAAUUGAAAAGAUUGGAAUUGCAGAGUCUUAGAGCCCCCGAAAAUGGAGAAUCACAGAAAACUGAUGGAGAACUUUUUUCGGAAUUUUGAAAUGAGGUUUAGGAAAGUUUUAAAUGACUGAGUAUAAAAGCUUUUUUUAUAGAUGAGAAGUGUCAGACAUUUGGGGAGAGGUGGGACCAUGGAAUUGAGACAUUUUCCAACAGGUGAUAUUUUUUGAAAUUCGAGAGAUUGAUAGUUGUGGAGGGCUGUCAAUAACGGAAUUUUUUGGCGAAGGAGAUGAGAUUUUCGAGGGAAUGAGUCAUUCCAUUUUUAGAAAAUCAAUACAUUGAGGAAUCAGCCGCAGGGGACUUUUUUAAGGAAUAGAGAUCUGAAGAUUCUUAGAAUCAUGUGAUUUUGGAUUUUUUCGUACUUUUGGGAUUAGAUUAGGAAAUUAUUAGAGGACCGAGGAUCGACGAUUUCUUCGCGAGAUGAAUUCUGGAAUUUGCGGAGGUGCGAGGGAGUUUAUAGAUUUAUCAGGACAUUGGAAUUAUUGAAAGUGACAAAUGUCGAGGGAUAAAAAUUUAGGGAUUUUGGAAGAAAUGGAGGGAUGGAUAUUUCUAGACGGAAGGAGAUUGAGGAUUUUUGGAGAAUUGGAACUGUAAGGUUUACUGGCGUGACAUAGGCUGAUGAUCAGUGUUCAGAAAUGAGAAUUCUCCGAGCUAUCAAACGGAAUAAUUUCCGGUCAUCUUGGAGCAGUUCUCAAGUCAGUGCCAAAAUACAAUGAGAUAAAAUAUCUUGAUUUCCUCUUCUAUUGGAAAAUUGCAAAAAUCAGAAAAAAACCUUCCACAGAAUAAUCUAUUUCUGUUUAUUUUAUAGAUCGUUAAGAAUAUUUACAUAGGUUUAUGUAACUACGAACUGAAAAAAAUAUCAGGACACCUGUAAAUAUUAAAAAUAAUUAUUUCUGAUUUUUUUUCUAUCUUGGCACUCUAGGAGUGAAAAAUUAGUCUGAAUGAUUUACUACUUCUUUAAUUUCUGGUGGGUUUUUAUUCAAUUUCAUAUAUAUCGAAUUCAACUUGUAUUUAUUGGAAUAGCAAUCGCGAGUUCUGGCAACUAAAUUAUAAUUUUUUUUUCUCUGUUAAAUUUUUACUUUGUUAUUGAUUUGGGCAACUUAUAUUUAUCGAAUCAUUACAGAAUGAAAAAAAUUGAGUAUAAAUAAUGCGAAUACAUUCCCUUAGAGCGUUGUGACUUAUCGACGAGAAGAUGAUUCCUAUGGACACUGAUUGACGAAGAAUUUGAUUUUUUUUGUAAUUCGAUUAUUUAUUCGUACUUUUUCCUUAAACAACUAGCGUUUCAAUCAAUUGGGGCGAGGGAGACUCUGGAGAUGUAUUUGCCCUGGAAAAUUCAUAAAAAUUUGUAUUACAGAAAGAAUUAUAAGAAAAUAACAAUAAACAGUACCAAAGGAACGAAAA